AUGGCAUCCGGCAGCUGCGCUUGUCAUUAUAUCAGAUACACGGCCUCUACUCCUCCAACCUGCUUGGUCAAUUGUCACUGCACAACCUGCCGCAAACAAGCCGGCGCACCCUAUCAAACCUGGGCAUUCUUUGCAACUGACGAUAUCCGAUGGCAUGUCAAUCCCACAGAACGCCAGGUAACCAACGGUGCUAUACGUACCUUCUGUCCUCAAUGCGGUUCGACUCUCGGUAUGCUCCAGCAUCAUGAUCCGAAGGGCAUCGCAAUCGCUGCGGGGACACUUGAUGAGGGGAAUACACAGAUCCCGCUGCCAAGCCACCAUAUCUUUCUUAGUGAGAAGGCGUCUUGGUUUGAAUUAUCCAAGGGGGAUGGGGCAAAGAGAUGGGACAAGUGGAGGAAAGCAUUAUUGUGA
Molecule: messenger RNA, 411 nt
Organism: Penicillium samsonianum
Lineage: Eukaryota; Fungi; Ascomycota; Eurotiomycetes; Eurotiales; Aspergillaceae
Product: GFA family protein
Exons: 1
Coding region: 1-411 (136 amino acids)
Molecular function (GO): carbon-sulfur lyase activity
Source: RefSeq, a predicted model, not a curated record